Stereum hirsutum FP-91666 SS1 is the source of this 2067-nucleotide messenger RNA. RefSeq lists its product as uncharacterized. NCBI's taxonomy places the organism in Eukaryota, Fungi, Basidiomycota, Agaricomycetes, Russulales, Stereaceae. The record is from RefSeq and is a predicted model, not a curated record. The transcript has 9 exons. The coding region runs from base 1 to 2067 and encodes 688 amino acids.
AUGGAAUCCUCCCAAGGCGCAACGAGUAUUAGCCAGCUUGUUCGGGUAUCUGAUGGCCUUCCUCUGACCGUGAAAGAGUUUGUUUGCCGCUACAGUGUCGACGGACCUCUUAUAUCGUUCAAGGAUGGUCUUCCCAUCAGCAAGGUGAAACAGGAUAAAGUUAAGACCGUAGUUCUUCGCUACGGAAGUAGCGCAUCCUCUUGGAACACUGACGCUCUACUCGCCUUCCGCGUGGUUCCAAUCCGUGGUCUACACCCCUCCAGUAUCAUUCCAUGCUACAAUGAGAUUGAAAGGCUCCAACCUCUUGCACGCAAGGAUAUGCUCGAUCAACUUUGCAAGCCAUCGGCAGCAGAUCUUGGCUACAUCACACACGAUAAACUCCCAUCGAACCUACCUGCGCUUCGGAAUCGUCAAGAAAAGGUGAAGAGGGAACAACUUCGACGGGAGAGAACUGGCGAGGAGGCGUUCGUGGAUCACAGCCCUGAUUCCACGACAAUGGAAGCUGGCUACCUCCGAGAUUUCAUUUCGAACCCAUUUUUAUCCGUCUUCACCGCCAUCCGAGACCUUCGCAGCCGUCAAUUGGCCGAGAAAUAUCAAGACUCGAAGAACUUCUCUCUUAAGAUGUCGACUCAGGCGCACGAAAAUAAAUCCGAGCAGAGCAGCGAAGAGUUACUACAUCGUCUAAUGGAGAUUAUUUUGCUUCUUUCUCAAGACGCAGGCGAGGAUUGGCUGCGAAGCACGCCGGCGCAUCUGAAGCUUCAUGUGAACGUUCCCUCGGGAGAGGAAGCUCCUGAUCCGUUCGAUCAAAAUGAUAUCUCUGUGACGAACAACAAGACCAUCGUAAAGGAUCUAGGAAUCAUGAUCAAGUGCACAGCCAUUGACGAUGGAUAUCUGUACCUCAGCCGCUACGGAAAAGUGACCGGAAGUAACAGGUUUUCUGAAGUGCCUGUUCUUCGAUACGAGGCGAAGAGAUUCCAGAAGUUGAAAAAGGCAAAGGCUCAGGAGGCAGACGGAUCAGACACAGACACAACGGAACUCGAAGAAGAAAUAGAGAUCACGAACGAAAAGCCUAAAGAAGAACAGGAUCAACCCAAGAAUAAGAAGGCUGGUUCGAACGUUCACGUCGACGAUGGGAUCACAGCCCAACAAUUCGCUGAAAUGCUCACAUCUAUCAUAGCCAACGAGACAUAUAUGACCGAACGUGCUGCACGACUUCAGACCGCUUCCACUUUCAGAACGACAUCCCUGAGGAUGAACCUGUCACCCUCGCAGCUGCGAGUCCUCAAGGAGCAGCAGAGGAAGGAUCGCGUGUCGGCGAAGGACAAGGAGAGGAAUAAUCGCGUAUUGGAUAAGGAACAGGUGAGGGACGAUGCGAGGUCGGACACAAAGGAGAAUCGCCGUCGAGCUAGACAGAAAUCACGGUCUGACCGAGAGCGAAUGACGAAGAAGAGGGGGGAGCGAGCUCCAAGAUAUUCUCGUCUAGCGUCUAGAGACUGGGUAAUCUCAGUGCACCCUGAUGAGGCCUCGGGAGGGUCACCAGAUGGGGAGUUGCAACGUGAAGUAGAGAAGCGUUUUGAUCUAGAAUCUGAGGGAGAUUCAGAGCGGGAAGAUGAGGAAUGUUCGCACGAGGGCUCCGACCUAGGGUUAGAGACAAACUCCGUGAAUCCCUCAAGGUCGAUGAACGUCGAUCUUGAGGGGUUUCAAAUUGGCACAUUCAACGUUCGCAUCGCACACAUGUCUCUCAGCAUUGCUCGCCUCUACGCCCCAGGGCCCUACCUAGACGCCAUCACGUCGAAUCACCAGCUAACCUUCACCGACCCCAUUGUCUACUCUCAGAGGACGGAGGAGUUUAACCUUCUGCACCGUGAAGGUAGAGCAAACGCAGGGAAAGCGAUUUGGGCUCUUCUGGCGUACUUGAAAAGUGGUGAAGCACUUAACGACCACUGCUUCACACCCGUACUACAGUACCCGGUGUCUAUCCGGCCUGGUACGGACCACAUCAAGGCAGUCAACCGCGAAGUAGUCCCACACGCGGGAUUUUUAACUUCGGAUCUUCGUGUUACAUGA